AUGAUGCUGGGUGCUCUGCUGGCUGUAGUGUUCUUCUCACCAGAAGAGACCAAUAUAGUCGGCGAAACGAUGUGUCCUUCACGAAAUGCCCCGCAAAAGGAAUUCGUUGAUGUGAGCGAGCACUGGACCGUACAUCUGGAUAAUAUGCCGUCACCGCCUCCUAAUCAGGAUGCGACACCAAAGGUGGUUCGUGCUAGAUUUGCUGCCACUGAACUCGGAAUAAGGGAGCGACUUAUGGUUGGAGUGUUGGCGGAGUCGUCGUUGGCGGUCGCGAUGAAUGCAUCGCUAGGCAGACAUGUGCCGAGAAUCCAUGUUUUCGCCGACGCUAGUCGUAUAGAUACUGAUUUGGCGCAGCUGACGAACCUUAGCCCAUACAAGCCGAAUGGUCAAAAAUCGCACGUCUUCGUACUGGGACUAAUAUUCAACUUGACGUUCCAUGAGAAUUUCGACUGGUUCUUGCUUGUUCGAGAUUCAACAUACAUCAAUCCGUUUGAACUGAAUCGUUUCAUCAAUAGUGUGAGUGAUUAUCGUUCGCUAGAAAUAUCGCUAGAAAUCAUCCAUAUUGAGGUCAAGUUUACAACGGUGUGGCAUGUACUGAUUGGUGCACAGACGGCUCAGAAGUUGUUCCAGGUUUCUACAUGGGAGUUCUUCACACUGAAGGAUAUUUUCCGCAGUGAACCCAAUCAGAACGUUCGUCCAUUAGAAGGGAAAGAUCGUGAUGAUGUACUGGAGGUGGUUGCCGCUGCGAGACAACAUGUGGAGUCGGAAGAACCUGAUCUGGAAUUUCUUCAAGUUCGGAAUGGUUACAGGUUGUUCGACCCUCAGCGUGGUAUGGAUUAUAUGGUCGAUUUGGUUUAUAAGAACAGUGCGACCCAAGUUACCGUAGAGCGUCGUGUCCACCUGUGCCGUAUGGUUGCUGGCACACAACUUAUGAAUCAGGCGAGACAUUUUGAAAAUUUCACAGAACUCCAUUUUAGCUUUUUUCCUAGGCCUAAUAUCAUAGGUUUUCCUGCGACCGUUCCAUAUGUAAAGGAGGAUACGGACAUGACGAUCGUUGUACCAGUAAGUGAAGAGUCAGAAGUGCUGCCAGCACGACGACUUUUGGCGAGGCAUGCAAGGCUUUGCACCGCACCAGCUGAAGAAACAAGGAAGACCCGUGUUGUUGUCGCACUUUUACCCGGAAUUGAUCCACGAUCGGCUACUAAUAUCGCUAAUGAUUUGGAGGAGUUGAAGAGAAGAUGCAAACGUUCUGGAUUGGAGUCGGACAUGUUGCAGUUGCAAGAUUCUUCUGGUGAAAAAGCUCCACGUGAAGGCAAAUCAGCAGAUGUGCGUGGUGGAAGCGCUGCUCUCGAUGAAGCCAUUGAUCGAUAUGGAAGUGGAUCGAUAUUCCUCCUGCUGUCGCCACACGCCGAUGUGCAAAAAGAAUUUCUUGACCGUGCGCGUAUCAACACAAUAAAACAUUAUCAGGUGUUCUUCCCUAUUCCAUUCGUAGAGUACCAUCCGACAAUAUCAGGAAUGGACGUAGAAGAACAUGAAGUACCAGCAGAUCAAAAGGAAGCUCGCGACGCGGCGUUGGCUCGGUUGCGUGACUCAUCACCACCAAGACGGAAACGUCCAUUGAUUGUUCAGAAGGACCAUGGCCGCUUCGAUUCACUCGAUUUCUCUUGCAUGGCUGUCUAUGGGUCAGACUACGUGGUAAUGCGGCCGAAAUUAGCAGGAAAGCGACUGGAUUUGAUCACAGCAUUCUUAAAUCAAGAUGAAGUUCACAUACUUCGUGCAGUAGAGCCGACGUUGAGAAUCAGAUAUCAUCAGACGACGUGCGACUCGGAUUUAGUUGAAGAAGACUAUUCGAGGUGUAUGGCAAGCAAACGCGAGAAUAUUGCUGCUAAAGAUCAGCUUGCUAGACUUCUCUUCCAUGAAGAGUAG
Cooperia oncophora is the source of this 1926-nucleotide messenger RNA. NCBI's taxonomy places the organism in Eukaryota, Metazoa, Nematoda, Chromadorea, Rhabditida, Trichostrongylidae. The record is from the annotation of a GenBank genome assembly.